Chlamydomonas reinhardtii is the source of this 1143-nucleotide messenger RNA. RefSeq lists its product as uncharacterized. Gene Ontology annotation, cellular component: precatalytic spliceosome; U2 snRNP; catalytic step 2 spliceosome. NCBI's taxonomy places the organism in Eukaryota, Viridiplantae, Chlorophyta, Chlorophyceae, Chlamydomonadales, Chlamydomonadaceae. Gene Ontology annotation, biological process: mRNA splicing, via spliceosome. The record is from RefSeq and is a predicted model, not a curated record. The coding region runs from base 231 to 563 and encodes 110 amino acids. The transcript has 3 exons.
UUACUGCACCAAAGCACUUGAUGUUUUCUGCUUGUCAAUACUCCAUUUAAAUUGAUUGCAGCGAGUCAGUGUGACUGUGCGGUCUAACUUGUCCAAAACCAGCGCUUAUUUCUGCUCAACUGUUUUUCUACUGUUAUCUCCGUUUGCUAAAUCUUAUUUCGCGUUUAAACGGGGAAGGCAGCCGACGUGCGGAGCAGCCUCGCGCGGUCUUGCCGGGCGCGUGAAGAGCCAUGGCGAAGCAUCACCCAGAUCUUAUUAUGUGCAUGAAGCAGCCAGGCGUGGCCAUUGGCCGCCUCUGCGAGAAGGAUGAUGGAAAGUGCCCAAUUUGCGACUCCUAUGUGCGCCCGUGCACCCUGGUACGCGUGUGCGACGAGUGCAACUACGGAUCUUACGAGGGCCGCUGCGUCAUCUGCGGCGGGAUAGGCAUUUCGGACGCCUACUACUGCAAGGAGUGCACGUUGCAAGAAAAGGACAGAGACGGCUGCCCAAAGAUCAUCAACCUCGGCUCCGCUAAAACCGACUUAUUCUACGAGCGGAAGAAGUACGGGUUCAAGAAGCGGUAGCACCGCCCGCGGAGUCCGUGCUUGUUGGCGCGGAGUCGGGGACGCGCCGGGGCCUGAUGAAUUGGGCGAUGUUGCUGUGCUGCACACUGCCCCCGGCAGGUUUGAUUGUGCCGCGGCAUGGAGCUGCCUUAUUGCAAGUACCUGGUCAGAGUUCAAUGUGUACAAACGGCGAUUGACAUGUGUGCGGACAGGGCUGGUUGGAUGUGGGCAGAGCCUCCCUGGGCGCUGGUGUCAGUCAUGGAGCUAGCUUUGGUGUUGGCAUUGACGGAGGAAAGCGGAUAAUAUGGAGGGUUACAUGCGAAAGACAAGCCCUGGGCUGUUGCGUGGGUGCUGGGGCUAAAGUUGUGCCCCCCGGUGGGUGCCAGUUAAGGGCUGGUGCAGUCCUGGCAGCCUGCAUGGGCGGCGCCGCAAAUGACAAUGGCUACCAGCUUUGUGACAGGUUGGAAAUGGGCUAAGUCUCUGUAUAGAAAUGGGGGCUUUGACUAUUACGGCAGGUGAAAACUCGAUGUACGGUACAGGACGGGCACCAGCAUGCGGACCGUGGUGCCCGCCGAUCCGCCUCAUGUAAUUUGUAUGUUGA